CAACUUCACCAAGCUGGUUGUUUUGGAUUGUUUCGUGGAGAUUAAAACAAAACUAACUAUGGAGUCGGUCGUUCCCAUUGUCUUGAGAUCUCCUAAUUUAAAAUUUAAAGAAGAAAUUAUCAACUGCUCCUCCUCGUGGACCGUAGAAAAAUUGAAGCGCCACGUUGCUACCAAUCUCUUGAAAAAUGUUUCAAGAGCUGACAGUUUAAAAUUAAUACACUGUAGAAAAUUGCUUUCAGAUGAAGAAAUUGUUGGAUCCAUAUUUGUUAAUUCAGCAAAUGACAAGAUUGUAUAUGCUGUUAUGAUGAGUCCUGAGGAAUCUCACAAGGCAAUGCAUGAAACUAAUUGCAGUAAUGAAGUUCAUAAAAACAGACCUGCAAACAACACCACCAGUUCAGCUGAUCAUCAGGGCCAGAAUGAUUCUGCUCCAUUUACUUCAUUUGUGCCUGCCGUUAAUGACUUCGAAAGUUUUAUGAAUAUGUAUCAAUGGCACUACCAAAGCCAUAUGUGGAUGCAACAGCAAUAUCUUCAUUACAUUAACCAAUGCUUCCAAUACGUGCAAGGAAGUUGCCAGCCUAAUUACUCAUUGCAGUCCCAUGCAAACUUUGAAGGAACGCAACAUGUCCAUCCUGCCGAUGAGGUGCAACAGCCUGCUAACCCGGCCCGACAGCAAGCACAAGUUCAGCGAAUGAAUGCUCAAGGUGGAGCUCUGAUGUUGGAGGAUGAUGAUGACGGCCGUAACCGAGAUUGGUUGGAUUGGGCUUACGUUAUAUUGAGAUUUUCCAUGCUCAUGUGCAUCCUGUAUUUCUAUUCUACGCCAACCAAGUUCCUAACGUUCAUACUACUUUCGGUGCUCUUUCUAUUGUUAGUUUGGUGCUUUAUGUAUCAAACAGGUUUGUUAGAUAUACCAUUAGGAAGAGCUCCCGCUAUGAAUCAGCAGCAAAACGCUGAUCUAGCACAGAAUGCCAAUCAAAAUAUGGAAAAUAAUGGAGAAGACAUGAACCCCGUUGACCACGCGCGACAGAAUGCACAGCCCAACAAUGUCCUUCAACAACCAGCCAAUCAACAACCAGGACUCCUCUCGUUAAUUGUAUCACUUAUUGUUGGAUUUUUCACAUCGCUGGCUCCUCAAGUGCCUCCGCCAAUCAACGCUAAUUAAUCGUUUCAUUUAUACAUAUUUCAUUAAUUAAUUUAUUUGUAAACAUUUUGUUUUGGAAACAUUUAAUAAAUUGAUAUUGUUAUUGG
Molecule: messenger RNA, 1245 nt
Organism: Helobdella robusta
Lineage: Eukaryota; Metazoa; Annelida; Clitellata; Rhynchobdellida; Glossiphoniidae
Exons: 7
Coding region: 59-1159 (366 amino acids)
Biological process (GO): endoplasmic reticulum unfolded protein response
Source: RefSeq, a predicted model, not a curated record